AUGGCGCUAUGGAAACCGCCGAAGAAAGGUGGGAACGAUGGGCACCUUCAGCACGUUGUGGAUCUUGCUGCGAGGAUAUGCACAUUGCUGAAAGAUCGGCUACAACCCCUACCAGACAUCGAGCAGGAAGUAGAAACCACCAUCAAGCGAUCCUUUCCGCUACCCAGGAGCACGAUAUCACCUGGGAAAGCCAACGAGCUCGAUCGUCUGGGCAGUCAGCUAUGGAACGCUACCACCAAUCUGUGCAGAGCAAAUGAGGAUGAGCGUGACGCAAGCAUAGCGCUGCCUACGCGCCGGCGCGUGAUCGUAGUAUUUCGUGUGUUCGGCUACCUUCUCAUCGACGCAGCGCACAACGUCGUGCCACCACGCGGGAAAGAUUUCGAGCAGCAUGUGCGGACGUUCAAGGUCGCCCUUAAAGCCUGCCGCUCUUGCCUUGAAACCUCAGAACUCGGGCUGGCGCAAGGCGUUCUAGAAAAGUGCUCUGCAUAUGCGACUGCCGCUGUCGAAGACGUCCCGACGAUAGGCGUUACCAAUGACAAGGAGGCCGACACUGAGUACCACAAUACGCUUAAUGUCCUGGUCGUUGAAUAUUACCUACUCCGCAUGACGCAUGCCUGGAAGUCCGACCGUUUCGACCUUGCCGAUCACUUCUUCGUCAAGGUCAGCCAAGCCACACUUGCAACGUGCGCGUCUUUGACGGAGAAGGCGGCCGACCUCUUCCACCGAGCAUCACGUUCUCUGGUGAAGCAGAAGCGGUGGGAUGCAGCUAUCCAGUGGUGCGAGCGCGCCAUUCAAUCGCUCAAUAGCUGUGAAAUGGAGGAGCUAAGCUUCAACGUCCCAGAAUUACGCCUGGCGAUCACGGUGACCUACGUGGAAGCUCUGCUUGCCAGUCACGUCAGCGAUGCUCAGUCGCGUGCUGCUGGGCUCGUUGAACAGCUCGAAAACGCAUACGGCAUGAGCAACCGCUUGACGGUCGCGCUGUUGCGCUUCCGGAUUCUGACCGCGAUCAGACCGGUUGACUCGGACGAGCUACAGAGCACGCUCUCGCACAUCAUCCGGGUAGUCCUGUUGACUGAGAAGACUUUCAGGAUGGUAAUGCAGACACUUCACGAAGCGAGACAUGAUAGCACUCAGUGUGCACUGGCUGCGCUGCAACAGCUGAUCGUAUCGAGGCUGCUUGUAAAUAUUGCACCGGAUGGCAACGAUGACGAGAUGGCUUGCGAGUGGCUUGAGAGAGCUACGGUGACAUACGUCCUUUUCGCGACGACCCUGCCGGAGCAGGCAUCCAAUCCACUCACAAACAGCAUGCUUCCGCUUUUCGAUACGAUAUUCAAUCGCACAAAGCGCUCAUUCUCGCCAGAAGCCACACACACGGCACAGACUCUGCUCUGGAAGAAGGCUAAUAUCGUUAGUGGUGAUGACAUAGGUGUAAUUUGCAGGCUUCUAAGUCACUCGUUGUUCGAUAGCGCUGGUCAGGUCAACAAGGCCAGAAUCGGGAGAAAGGCCAUUUCUGCAGCCUUAGCACGGAAUGACGCCAAUGCUGCACGCGAAGCUUUCUUCCAGCUGCCCGCCGCCCUUCAAUGUGAGAGCCUCACCCGCUUCUUGCUAUUUAAAGCCGCUCUUCUUGAUGGGGACCACGAGCUUGCCUACGAGUGCCUGGACAUCAUCACGAAGCACGCAGAUAGAGACCCAUCAUGCCUCUAUGCGUGUGUUCUGGCGGCGCAGCAAUCAAAUAUGCGCCGCCUGGCUGUGGCGGCAAUGCAGCGACUUAUUGGCAAGCAGCCAACUGGUGUGCACCUACCUUCACUGCUGCGGUGCACAGCGCGAUUACUGAUCGGCGAGAUCGAGGCACAACAGCAGCUAAGCGAUGGAACGAUGGAAGAGAUCGUUACACUUUUCGAGCGAGCUUCGCAGUCACGGGAUGUCUUCCACAACGUUAUCGACGAGCAGUGGCGAAGUGAGAUUCAAUGGUGGAGCAAGAACGCCUUCAAUUUCGCGCUACGAUUCUGCGCAGACAUGCAUCCCGAGCAUCUUGUCCGUUUACUGGCCGUAUGCACGGCGCUCAUGGCAGAACAUCCAACCGACGACGGCAUCAUGCAUCGCGAUCACUUCGUAAAUCGCAAGCUGCUUUGUAACUUUCUCGCAAGCAGCGCGCUGAUUGUACUGGCGCGAGCAAACGAUGAUGGAUCGGAGUACGGAAUGCAAUGUUACCUACGAGCUCGCGGCGAAAUUACAGACUUCCGGUCAAGUGCAGAGACGGCGCUCAAGCAGCGCUCUUCCAAGCACGGCGACAACGACGUCACAACAAGACGACUUUUCGAGCUGCUCAAGUUCGACCUGGAAUGCAUCCUAAAGCUUCAGCUGUGGGAUGAGCUCGACGAGGCCGUCCGGUACUUCUUGUCUUUCGAAGGCACCAACCGCUGGGAUACGCUCACCGAUCUUGUACUAAUCUCUCACGAUCGCGCCACCGCUGCUGGCGUAAAUGCAGCAGCAACUGCGCGCAUCCCACAACUUCUGCAGAAGUGCAUUAAUGAGACCUGGAAGCAGGACAAAGACAUCACGAAAAUGGCCCGCUGGCUGCGCCUCACGUUUGGGACUCAUGCAAAAGACGAAGAGUGCGACUUUGCAUUAAAGAUCGUGCAACAAGCGGCUGCCGUCGCCAAGAAGGGUGAUGACGGCGAGACGGAGCGCUACCCCGAUGACGAGCUCCAGUGGCUCGCGACGACGGCGUUCAACAAGGCAGUCGACUGGCUGCACGCCCGACAUGUGGAAGCCGCUGAGCCAUGGAUCACGGCUGCGCUGGAGUUGGCGAGAUAUGCCGACGACAACGGUGCGCUGCAUGCAACUCUGACACACAAGCGAGAACUUGCCAAAAAGAGGGCGCGCAAUGCAGCAGCCUCACCGGUGUGA
Messenger RNA from Baudoinia panamericana UAMH 10762, 2910 nucleotides. RefSeq lists its product as uncharacterized. The transcript is spliced from 4 exons. NCBI's taxonomy places the organism in Eukaryota, Fungi, Ascomycota, Dothideomycetes, Mycosphaerellales, Teratosphaeriaceae. Gene Ontology annotation, biological process: regulation of synaptonemal complex assembly; meiotic cell cycle. Bases 1 to 2910 code for a protein of 969 amino acids. The record is from RefSeq and is a predicted model, not a curated record.